AAGGGAAAGACGGAUUUUUACCCAAAACAUACUAUUUGUCUCCGCUUCUCGGCUAUUUUCCGAUUCUGUUUCCCGAUGUCUUUGUAUAUUGGUCAUCUAUCUGCUCGCACUCGUAGGGAUGAACUUGAGCAUGUUUUCAAGAGGUUUGGAAGAUGCAAUAUGAAGCUGAAAGAUGGCUAUGGAUUUGUUGUGUAUGACUACCCUCCAAAUGCAAAAAAAGCUUUGAGAGCACUUCAAGGAAGAAAUAUAUGUGGUAAGCCAUUAACUCUCACAUGGUCAAAUAAACAGCCUAGACCUUUCAAAAAAAAUUCCAGGGCUGAUCGGACCUAUGAUCGUGAGCCACAUAGAAUGAGGAGUCCCACUAGAGGUGGAUAUUAUGGUAGUAGAAAUUUUGAUUUAAAUGUUCAGCCGAGUAUUGAACAACCAGAGAGUCAUGGGAUGAUGCUUAGUUCUGCUGACUUGCUUAAUGCGGAUAUAGACUACCAUCAAGACCAUGUUAAACAAUUUAUAUGGGAAGAAAAUCAUGACCAUAGGGAAGAUUUGCUGAAUAAAAUUGGCCAGGAUGAACCUAACCAGAUGGAUGAUAGGUGGGAUGGGCAACGCCAUGAUCAUUCUAAUGGCAAUGACAUUGAGCAUGAAAUGGAAUUUGACCGCUAUGUAGGUUAUGACAAGGAAGCUGAGGCUGAAAAAAACCGAAUUGUGUAUUCCAGUGGUUCUCCUGCUGAACAAAGCCCGCAAGAGAAAAUAGUGACAGAGCUGAUAGGUGAAGAAACUGUGAACCAUCCUAAGGAUUCAAAAGUGCAGCAAGCUUGUUACAGCUGCGGUGCCUUCGGUCACAAAAAGCAUAACUGCCCCCAUGAAAUUACUUCAGGAAGAUAUUUCUCCAGGUUUGACCUCAGACGUGACAAUAACAUUGGUAGAGGAGGUGGAGGAAAAGGUUCCCUAGCAAGUUUCGGAUCCAGGUCUCGGGCAAAGUUGCUGCACGACAAGGAUCUCCGAAGAACAAAGCGAUUUGAGGAUACCAGAAAAGCAUCUGGUUCAAGAAAGAGUGGGAGAUUGAUAGAUAAUGGAAGCUCCUUUAUUGGAAAGGAAACAGUCAGGGUUUGGGAGAAGGACCAUGAAGGAAAGAAGCGAUGUAGGAGGAGAGGUAGAACUCCUCUAAGACAUAAUGCAAAGAAAGCAAGGCCAAUUUCUUCUCCACUUUUUCCUGAUUACAGUUCAUCCAGGUCACGCUCAAAAUCUAAAUCCAUAAGGCAUAUGCGAAGGUCAAUUUCACAGUCUAGAUCAAGAUCCAUAUCAUCCAGAGCACGCUCAUCAUCUAAAAAUCUAAGGUUGAGUUCAAUAUCACAUUAUUCUAGGUCCAGAUGCUCUAUAUCUAGCUCAAGGUUGAGCUCUCCAACAUCCUACUCUUCGCCUGUAUCAUUUGGCAGGCCUCUAGCAUCAACGUCGGACAAAGGGCAAUUUAAUUUGAAAGGCUCUUUGGAUGCGGCUAACAUACCUAAAUCCAAGGAGAUUACGGUUGGAGGUGACGUUCAAUUGGAGAAUGCAAAUUUUGAAAAUAGAGUGGCUCCAGUGAGUAUUGAAAAUGCCGUUUCACCUGCCAAAGUAGAAAGUGGAGUGGAAAAGGACCAAGCUAUGCAGGGAGGAAAUAAUGAUAAUCAUAUGACACCCAGGUCAGCACCUCGAGUUAAAAAUCCAAGCACACCACUUUCUGGGAAAAAUUCACUUGCUGAUGAGAGUUUAUCUCCAGAGAACUUAAGAGAGAUAAAGGGCACUCAAGAUGUUGGUUCACUGACAACAAAGGAUGUGGUAGUACAACCUGUAGAGACUGUUUCGGAGCUUACCUCUGUGGGUUCUACAAGCAUAUCGCCAGAGGAACUGUGUAUUGUCAUGAAGCAUUUUGGUCUAGAACCUCCAGAAGAAAAUGAAAGGCAUCUAUCUGCAAAAGCUUACUUUGGUGCUGCUCGCUUGUGGCCUUGGGAGAUAAUCUAUUAUAGGAGGUUGAAGAAAGGUCCUAUUUCAACCGAGAACUAUGCCAGACGAGUUGAACAAAAUAAAGAUUUUGGUAUUGUUGACAAGUAUAUCAGAAGCUGUAGUGGAUGGGGAGAACUAAAUCACCUCUGAGAAACUUUGUAAAUUUUGUGACUGCGUAUUUUAUGCCUUCAGAGUUCGGAGAUCUAACAGGUAAACUUCCACAAAAUAUGCGAACUGUUUACUGCUAGAAUCAAAAUGAUAUCCUGCAUUUUCUUUUCUAUAAUAUAGUUU
Molecule: messenger RNA, 2265 nt
Organism: Hibiscus syriacus
Lineage: Eukaryota; Viridiplantae; Streptophyta; Magnoliopsida; Malvales; Malvaceae
Product: serine/arginine-rich splicing factor 4-like
Exons: 2
Coding region: 76-2124 (682 amino acids)
Molecular function (GO): RNA binding; zinc ion binding
Source: RefSeq, a predicted model, not a curated record